UCGUAAAUGUCGUAUGUAGAGAAAGGAAUCAUCUGCGGCUGACGUGAAGCGUGGAGAUAGUUCAUUAAAUCUUCUACUGAAUGUUAAGUUUAAAUUUGUUUGGUUCAAAAAACGUAACGGUUACGAACUGCAAGCUCACACAGAUAAGAGGACAAGAGUGACCGAUAACGACCUGCAAGGAUGUUUAAAAAGUUUGAUGAAAAGGAGAAUGUUUCUAACUGUAUUCAGCUGAAGACAUCUGUUAUUAAGGGUAUAAAGAAUCAGCUGUUAGAUCAGUUUCCUAACAUCGAUGACUGGCUCAACCAGAUAAUGCCCAAAAAGGACCCUGUCAAAAUUGUGAGAUGUCAUGAGCAUAUUGAAAUUCUUACGGUAAAUGGAGAGCUGCUCUUCUUCAGACAGAGAGAGGGACCCUUCUAUCCCACCCUCAGACUUCUACACAAAUAUCCCUUCAUUCUGCCACACCAACAAGUAGAUAAAGGAGCCAUCAAAUUUGUUCUGAGUGGAGCCAAUAUCAUGUGCCCAGGCCUCACAUCACCAGGAGCCAAACUCUACCCUGCUGAAUCAGACACAGUAGUUGCCAUAAUGGCAGAAGGGAAGCAGCACGCACUCUGUGUGGGAGUCAUGAAGAUGUCUGCAGACGACAUAGAGAAAGUAAACAAGGGAAUUGGAAUCGAGAACGUUCACUAUCUGAAUGAUGGACUGUGGCACAUGAAGACGUAUAAGUAAUGACAGAAGAGAGGAUGUGGUGGAAUCGUGUGGACCCGUUAUCACCAGGCUGCCCGUCUACUGUUUACAUGAAUGGACUCAACUGUGUACCAUGCCGAAAGCUUUGAAAGCGACCCCAUUUUAAUGCACAAAUAAAACCUGCAUUCAAGUCA
This is a messenger RNA of Labeo rohita (rohu), 878 nucleotides long. RefSeq names its product MCTS1 re-initiation and release factor (gene mcts1). Lineage: Eukaryota; Metazoa; Chordata; Actinopteri; Cypriniformes; Cyprinidae. The transcript has 6 exons. Gene Ontology annotation, biological process: formation of translation preinitiation complex. The record is from RefSeq and is a predicted model, not a curated record. Bases 181 to 726 code for a protein of 181 amino acids. Gene Ontology annotation, molecular function: RNA binding.